This is a messenger RNA of Brassica napus (rape), 1338 nucleotides long. RefSeq names its product F-box protein SKP2B-like. Gene Ontology annotation, biological process: SCF-dependent proteasomal ubiquitin-dependent protein catabolic process. Gene Ontology annotation, cellular component: SCF ubiquitin ligase complex. The record is from RefSeq and is a predicted model, not a curated record. The transcript is spliced from 5 exons. Lineage: Eukaryota; Viridiplantae; Streptophyta; Magnoliopsida; Brassicales; Brassicaceae. Gene Ontology annotation, molecular function: protein binding. The coding region runs from base 119 to 1186 and encodes 355 amino acids.
UCCUCUUUCGUUAUCAUCCUCAGGAGUCACGAGUGUCCACGGAUUCAUUACAAAGAGCAAGAAGUUUCAAGAACAUUACAGAGAGUUGUUCAGAGAAUCAAGAAACCGCUUAACCGAGAUGAUGAGUGAAGGAGGAUCACUUAACCUAUGCUUCGAGAAGAUGGAAGGAAACAUGAUCACCGAGUGGAAAGAUAUCCCUGUGGAGCUUCUCAUGAGGAUCCUUAACCUUGUUGAUGAUCGGACGGUCAUCAUUGCUUCUGGUGUUUGCUCUGGCUGGAGAGAUGCUAUCUCCUUCGGUCUCACUCGUCUCUCCCUCUCAUGGUGCAAGAAAGACAUGAACAGUUUGGUUCUGUCUCUCGCACCAAAACUCGUCAAGCUUCAGACUCUAGUACUAAGACAAGACAAACCGCAACUCGAAGACAACGCAGUGGAAGCCAUAGCGAAUCACUGUCACGAGUUACAAGAUCUUGACCUAAGCAAAAGCUUGAAACUCACUGACCACUCCCUCUAUUCUCUAGCUCGCGGCUGCACUAACCUCACUAAACUCAACCUUAGCGGCUGCACUUCGUUCAGCGACACUGCUCUCGCGUAUUUGACAAGGAUUUGUAGGAAGCUUAAAGUUCUGAAUCUUUGUGGUUGUGUGGAAGCUGUAUCUGACAGUGCAUUGCAGGCUAUUGGAGAGAACUGUAGUCAAAUGCAGUCACUAAACUUGGGAUGGUGUGAGAAGAUAAGUGAUGAUGGUGUCAUGAGUUUAGCUUAUGGUUGUCCUGAUCUUAGAAGCCUUGAUCUCUGUGGCUGUGUACUUAUUACAGAUGAGAGUGUGGUGGCUUUGGCUAAUCGUUGUGUACACUUAAGGUCAUUGGGGCUAUACUAUUGCAGAAACAUAACCGACAGGGCCAUGUACUCGCUGGCUCAGAGCGGAGUGAAGAACAAACACGAGAUGUGGAGAUCGGUUAAGAAAGGCAAUUUCGACGAAGAAGGACUAAGAAACCUUAACAUUAGCCAAUGCACUUACCUCACACCUUCAGCUGUUCAAGCGGUUUGUGAUACGUUCCCUGCGCUCCACACUUGUUCAGGCAGGCAUUCACUUGUCAUGAGCGGUUGUCUGAACUUAACAUCGGUUCACUGUGCUUGCAUCCUUCAGGCUCACCGCACACACACAGCUUUACCUCACCCGGCUCAUUGAACUAGUGUGAAGACUAAGGGGUCUCUCUCCCUUGGUAUGUGUACAUACAAGCCUAGAGGUUAAAUAAAUAAAUGCUUGUUUGUUUGAGUUUGCCUUUGAUCAUGUAAGCAACCUUGAAAUGAUUUCAAAUUAAUUUACCUCUUAAGUUUUAA